Messenger RNA from Pygocentrus nattereri (red-bellied piranha), 2062 nucleotides. RefSeq names its product SRY-box transcription factor 3 (gene sox3). Lineage: Eukaryota; Metazoa; Chordata; Actinopteri; Characiformes; Serrasalmidae. Gene Ontology annotation, biological process: regulation of DNA-templated transcription; cell differentiation; anatomical structure morphogenesis. The record is from RefSeq and is a predicted model, not a curated record. The coding region runs from base 252 to 1226 and encodes 324 amino acids. The transcript has a single exon. Gene Ontology annotation, molecular function: RNA polymerase II cis-regulatory region sequence-specific DNA binding; DNA-binding transcription factor activity, RNA polymerase II-specific.
UUUGUGUGGCAAGGCAGAGAGCCAGAGGGAAGGAAGAGCCUCAGCAGGGACUUUCGCUCAGACUGAUGAGGUUUCAGGUCUUCAGCGCGUAACUUUUGCUUGAUUUUUGCUCGCUGCUUUUGGCGGUUUUGCUUUAGAGUUUUCUAAAGCUACAGCUGCUUAUUUGUUUUUCUUCUUUUUUGUUUUUUAUUAUUUCUCUACAUUUUUCCCGCAUGCGAGUGUCGUGUUAAAAGACAAAACCAGUUGUCCAAAUGUAUAACAUGAUGGAAACCGAGAUUAAAACCCCUCUGCCGCCGCAGACCAACACGGGCUCGGCGGCAGGCGGGAAGAGCGGCGCUGGGGGCGGCGGAGGUGGAGCCGCGGACCAGGAGCGCGUGAAACGGCCCAUGAACGCCUUCAUGGUGUGGUCGCGCGGCCAGCGGCGGAAGAUGGCCCAGGAGAACCCCAAGAUGCACAACUCGGAGAUCAGCAAGCGCCUGGGCGCCGAUUGGAAGCUGCUGACCGACGCCGAGAAGCGGCCGUUCAUCGACGAGGCCAAGCGGCUGCGGGCUAUGCACAUGAAGGAGCACCCGGAUUACAAGUACCGGCCGCGGAGGAAGACCAAGACGCUGCUGAAGAAGGACAAGUACGCGCUGCCGGGCGCGCUCCUGGCACCUGGCGCGGGCGCUGUGAUGGGCGGCGCAGGCGGAGGAGGGGGCGUCGGGAGCGCGGCGGCAGCGGCGGCGGCGGCCGCGGCGCAGCGCAUGGACGGCUAUGCGCACGUGAACGGCUGGGCGAACGGCGCGUACUCGCUGAUGCAGGAGCAGCUGGCGUAUCCGCAGCACCACGGCAUGGGCGCGCCGCAGCUGCAGGCGCCCAUGCACCGCUACGACGUGACGGGCCUGCAGUACCCCAUGAUGUCGUCGGCGCAGACGUACAUGAGCGCGGCGCCCACGUACAGCAGCGUGGCGCCCGCGUACGCGCAGCAGAGCGCGGGCGCCGUGGGCCUGGGCAGCGUGGGCUCCGCGUGCAAGACGGAACCCAGCUCACCGCCGCCAGCCGUCGCGUCGCACUCGCAGCGCGCGUGCCUCGGCGACCUGAGGGACAUGAUAAGCAUGUACCUGCCGCCCGGGGGGGACAGCGCCGAGCACGCGGGCCUGCAGGGCAGCCGUCUGCACAGCGUGCACCCGCACUACCAGAGCGCGGGCACGGGCGUGAACGGGACACUACCGCUGACCCACAUCUGAAAGACUCUGUGAAAUGAGGACGGGGGGUGUUUGGGUUGGAAUGGGACGAAAUGGGGUGGGACUGGGGGGGGUAAAAAAGGACUAAGUACUUCGGAUACUUGAACAUUUAUGAUUUGCAAAAAAAGAAAGAAAAAGAAAAAAAAUCGAAGUUCCGUUUUGUUAUUAAAAAAGUGAAAAUGAAAUUAUUUUUAAUCUCACCGAGUUGUCAACUUUGAAAUAAUUUUAUGACGACAUAUCAUGGACUGAACGCUGAAGUUAUUUUUUUUUUAAUGUUGCCCUCAUAUAAUAAUGAUGAUGAACAAAGCUAACGCAAUCAACUUCUGUACAGAAGAAUUGGACUUUAGAAAUGCCAUCAGAUUUUCUGUCUAUGAAAAAAAGGCACGUGGCUUCGUCAAGAGGCUGUUGUAUUCCAGAGAAAAAGAAGAAAAAAAUAAAGGAAUGAACCCACUGGAGGGAGAGUACGUUCACUCAUGUAAUGUUUACACUUCGUUUGUAGAAUGUCAGUUUUGUUGGCUGUGUCCAAAUCUGUGUAGUCUCUCUCUUUUGCUCUUCGUUUGUGCGCUUUGUUGAAAUGAAAGACUGUGCUGGUCGCAAGCGCAAAAGUUUGUUUUAUUUAUAGUACGUUGUUCUUUUUUAAAGCUUGUGAACCUUACGUCUCGUUUAAAACUGUUCCCGUUUGUUCUGUUUGUUUCGUUGUGAAUCUUUCUUUCUGUGAUGUUUGGACAGUAUCAGGUUAACCCGUUUUGUGGAACGGAGAGUUUUAUUUAAACCGACGUUUCUACUUAUUUUAAGACCAUCCUCUAUUCUCAAAUGCCGAAUAAAUUUGUACAAAAGAA